AUGGCAGAUCAGCUGACAGAAGAACAAAUUGCUGAUUUCAAAGAAGCCUUCGCACUAUUUGACAAAGACGGAGAUGGCACCAUAACAACAACGGAACUGGGAACCAUAAUGAGGUCACUCGGGCAGAACCCCACAGAAGUUGAGUUACAGGACAUGAUCAAUGAAAUAGAUGCUGAUGGCAACGGCACAAUCGAUUUUUCAGAAUUCCUCACCAUGAUGUCGAGAAAAAUGAAGGAUACUGACAGUGAAGAAGAAAUCAGAGAGGCAUUCCGUGUGUUCGACAAGGACGGCGAUGGCUUCAUCAGUGCGGCAGAACUUCGGCACGUGAUGAUCAACCUUGGAGAGAAGUUAACAGAUGAGGAGGUGGAUGAAAUGAUCAAGGAAGCCGACAUGGAUGGGGAUGGUCUGGUGAACUUUGAUAGUGUAUGCUCCUUGUGUGAUAUAUUGCUAGUAUUUAAUUUAAAUUUUUUCACUACCAUCAUGGCCGACCAACUAACAGAAGAACAAAUUGCAGAAUUCAAAGAAGCCUUUUCACUGUUUGACAAAGAUGGAGAUGGCACCAUAACAACAUCGGAACUGGGUACCAUAAUGAGGUCACUUGGGCAGAACCCCACUGAAGCUGAACUACAAGACAUGAUCAAUGAAGUAGACACCGACGGCAACGGCACAAUUGACUUUUCAGAAUUCCUCACCAUGAUGGCACGAAAAAUGAAGGAUACCGACAGUGAAGAAGAAAUCAGAGAGGCAUUCCGUGUGUUCGACAAGGACGGCGAUGGCUUCAUCAGUGCAGCAGAACUUCGACACGUGAUGACCAACCUUGGAGAGAAGUUAACAGAUGAGGAAGUUGAUGAAAUGAUCAGGGAAGCCGACAUGGAUGGGGAUGGUCAAGUGAACUAUGAAGAAUUUGUUCAUAUGAUGACAGCAAAGUGA
Molecule: messenger RNA, 930 nt
Organism: Gracilinanus agilis (Agile Gracile Mouse Opossum)
Lineage: Eukaryota; Metazoa; Chordata; Mammalia; Didelphimorphia; Didelphidae
Product: calmodulin-like protein 12
Exons: 3
Coding region: 1-930 (309 amino acids)
Molecular function (GO): enzyme regulator activity; calcium ion binding
Source: RefSeq, a predicted model, not a curated record